Messenger RNA from Ilex paraguariensis (yerba mate), 438 nucleotides. Lineage: Eukaryota; Viridiplantae; Streptophyta; Magnoliopsida; Aquifoliales; Aquifoliaceae. The record is from the annotation of a GenBank genome assembly.
AUGGCGGAGUUGGGUCUAAUUGCUAAUCAGUAUACGUACACAGUUUUGAUCGAUGGGCUAUUCAAAAACGGACUUAAAAAAGAUGGUUUUGACUUGUACGAAAAGAUGAAGCUUGAUGGUGUUUUACCUGAUAUAUUUACUUACAGUUCUUUGAUUAAUUUGUAUUGUAAUGAUGGUAGAGAUUUGUCAAGAGAUGAGGGUGCUCGAGGCAGAGAAAUUGGUGGAAGGGUUUUGCAAAGCUGGGAAGAUGGACAAGGCUUCAAGUUUGUUCAAUCAGCUGAAGUCUUAUGGUUAUCUUUAGUUACUUACAAUGCUUUGAUUGCGGGGUUUUCUAGAGUUGGAAAUCCAGGACGGGUUGUGGAUUUAGUUCGGGAAAUGGAGGAGAAAGGCAUUUCUCCGUCAAAAGUAACAUAUACAAUUUCUAUUGUUGGGAUUUAA